Molecule: messenger RNA, 2826 nt
Organism: Trypanosoma brucei brucei TREU927
Lineage: Eukaryota; Euglenozoa; Kinetoplastea; Trypanosomatida; Trypanosomatidae
Exons: 1
Coding region: 1-2826 (941 amino acids)
Biological process (GO): regulation of autophagy
Cellular component (GO): lysosomal membrane; late endosome membrane; Mon1-Ccz1 complex
Source: RefSeq, a predicted model, not a curated record
AUGCUGUGCGGUGACGCCGUUUCAUUCAGAAUUGUGCCCAAGAGCAGCGAUGACCAGUCAGUAAUUCACCACGCCAAGCGCUGCCCCAUUCCCGUGUGCAGUAAUGCUACGGGCCCGGCUCAUCUCAUUGCGGUUAGUUUAAACACUGAUGCUGUUUUCUUCUUUCUUUGCCACCUGCAAAUGCAAGGGGAGAACAAGUGGGAAAACAGCCUCAUAGCAACCUAUCAGUGUAAACCGCGAAACCUGCGGUUCCGCAAAGGUUUUUACCCCGUCUGUGCAUUUUAUUGGGUGGAAAAUGUGUGGGGGGACAGAGGAGAUAAUGGAAGUCAGGCGCCAUAUCGGGGUUUGCUGCUUACGCCGUUUACGGCGAGUGACCCGCACCGGCAGCAGCGGUGUGCUACAAAAAGCAGUGAGUCCGCCACUCCUUCGACUCGCCGGAUCCUUUGCAUCACGUCAAUUAGCAUAGAUCUCCUUGGGAUACCGUACGGUGCUAAGAGUGCUGAAAACAAAGAUGGCUGGGUGCUUUUAUGCCGCUACACGACGCACACAGACUACUGGCACUACUGUCCAGCAGCUAUGGCUAUACUGUCAAUUAAUAUGCUGAAACCGUGGCACGUAAAGGUGUUUGAGCUUCAGGGAGAACAGGGGCUUCGUAGGCUGCCGUCAUUAAGGCUGGAGGAGAACUUUCUGGCGGCUGAAGGGGAGCGGGAGACGACGGCCUCUUCACUACUCCCAGCUGCCGCAUGUAUGAACGCACCUCCUGUGCGAUAUCCUGUUGUUCUGCUUGCGCUGUACCAGCAGCUGUUUGUCUGUAGCCUUUCACGGAGGAGUAGCGGCGUUACAUUGUUUCGCUACGUUCCUUCUGCGGAUGAUGGAAAGAGCGGGGGUGUUAGUUCUUUCACGAUGCACGCAGUGUUGCGCACUGACUUCCAACUGCAUAUGCGUCGAGAGCCGAUCGCACUUCAGGUGAUCGAUAAUCUUGUUGUUUUGCAUGCCCCGCGUUUGGGCGUAUCGACAGCAUUUGACAUUCUUCACUGCGAGGAGGAUUGGGAAGAGGAUGCCAACCAUGACUGUUCAUGGCAUACCAACGCUUCUGGUGCACGAGGCUCAGUUGGGGAAUCUGAAAUGCAGCGUCGCUCAGGGGUUAUCUCGUCGGAUACGAUAAGUUCAGGAGAGGGGAAUGACCAAGCGGGGCGCAGGAUGUUCACGCAGUCCUCGUGGUUUUCAUGGCUGGCGAACAGAGUUCGGAAUAGCUGCGUGAGAAAAGGCCGUAUUUGCAUGUGUGACGAUGCUUCCGGGGCAGAAGUGGCGAUUCCUGUUAUGCAACCGCUGCUUAGUGCGGCACUUUCACUGCACCCAGGGGAACGCGUGGACAAGUUCAAUCCCAUUUCGUGUGAAGAUAAUGAGAUUUACAACCUCGAUUUUGUCUCUGGUGCACUGCCGUUGUUGCUCAACCGCCGCAGUGGUGCCGUGUGCCUCGUUGGUGUUAAUCCCUUUGCAUUAGCUGCUGUAAUGUCGCAGCCCUGUCAGCGUGUGCAGUUUUAUCUUAAUCGUAUGUACUGUGCUGGGAAGGCUGUUCACUCGCUUGUGUACGAUAUGCUUUUGAGGCGGAAACACCUUUCUGCUGUGGGCCGUACUUUCGAGUUAAUCACAGCUCACCAUGCGGCUCAUCACCACUUGCGGGCACCAUGCGGCAUAAAGGGUCCGCGAACCUCAACCAGCACGUUGCAUGAGGCCACUGUACGUGGAACACCGGGGAGGGAUACAUAUUCUCUGAUACCCCAGCAGGAGUUCAGCCGUACGGCUUUACUUACGGGUAAUCUUACCGCGCUCUGCCAUUGGCUUCCGGAGGAGGAUACGGAUGGACCGUUGCCGUAUUGCCCACCGUGGCGCUGCAGGAGUUCUCUGACGAUACAGGACAUCCUUGCGGCAUGUACAUCGUCUCAUGCCUCGACCCAUCGUCGUGAUGUUUCACUACUUGAGGAAAGCAUUGGUCAGGUUGGACUAGAGCGUGACGUGUUUACUCCUUUGGUUGACUCUGCGAUGCGUCACAUGAGAGAGGGUACACAAACGUACGCAGGGGAUGCGAUGGAUGCGGGGUCGCUUGCUUCGACCAGCGGUUCGGCUUCCGCGCACUUGUGUUUCUGCCGGUACCUCUUUUACGCCCUACUGGAAUAUGCUCGUUGUGUGGUGGGCACCGGUGUUACACUGAUAGGUGGACUUCAGCAGGACCUCAUGCGCCUUUUCCCAUACGUCGCCGAUGGUUGUGGUCCUCUGAGGCAUUUCCUGCGGUCUACCGUCAUAACAGAUCAAUUACCCAUGGCUCUUCUCUUCCUGGAUAUGGGUGAGGAGUGGUGGCAGAUGGGCAUGGAUACGUUAGUGAGGCUCCGUGCCGAUGAUAAGAUUGUGGAGGUGCUGUUACAGGAAAAACGGCUUGUGGAGGCAGCGAAAUAUCUCUACUCUGUUGUGAGUCAUUCUCAGCAGGGACUCGGACCUACGGAGCGUCUCAUUCAUGCGCGACUGAUGGGAGACAUUUUCCGGUCGUCUCUGAAGAUAGUAGAGGAAGAAGAGGAAGAAUCUACUUUGCGCAUCAAUGGCACUAACCCUCACGCGAAGGACGGGCAAUGUGGUGGUGGUAACGGUAAUGUUGUUGCAGGUAGGGGGAGAAGGGGCCGAAAAGCAAUAGAAUUCAUGGCAGUGUAUGAGAUCAUCAUCGGCUGCUUGCUUCGCCAGCCACAUUUCGACGAGGCAGUGCCUCAGCAAUUAGUUCCCGCGACAGCGAAGUAUCGACAGUUGUUAGCAGAAGGGGGUGUCAAUGCGGUGUGA